Messenger RNA from Callorhinus ursinus (northern fur seal), 1853 nucleotides. It is a transcript of the gene SHISA3, whose product is annotated as shisa family member 3. Lineage: Eukaryota; Metazoa; Chordata; Mammalia; Carnivora; Otariidae. The record is from RefSeq and is a predicted model, not a curated record.
UGCGUUCCCUCCCGGCCGGUCCGGGCGCCCAGCGGCGAUGGGGGCGCUGCUGGCGCUCUGGCUUCUCCUGGGCUGGCUGCGCUGGAGCCCGGCGGGCGCCCAGCAGUCGGGAGAAUACUGCCACGGCUGGGUGGACGUGCAGGGCAACUACCACGAGGGCUUCCAGUGCCCGGAGGACUUCGACACGCUGGACGCCACCAUCUGCUGCGGCUCCUGCGCGCUGCGCUACUGCUGCGCCGCGGCCGACGCCAGGCUGGAGCAGGGAAGCUGCACCAACGACCGCGGCGAGCUGGAGCACCCCGGCAUCACCGCACAGCCCGUCUAUGUUCCCUUCCUCAUCGUUGGCUCCAUCUUCAUUGCCUUCAUCAUCCUGGGCUCCUUAGUGGCUAUUUAUUGCUGCACCUGCUUGAGACCCAAGGAGCCCUCACAGCAGCCAAUCCGCUUCUCACUCCGCAGCUACCAGACAGAGACCCUGCCCAUGAUCUUGACUUCCACGAGCCUCAGGGCACCUUCCAGGCAGUCCAGCACGGCCACCAGCUCCAGUUCCACUGGGGGCUCCAUCCGCAGAUUCUCCUUUGCCAGAGCAGAGCCAGGCUGCCUGGUGCCCUCACCGCCCCCACCUUACACCACAGGCCACCCAAUCCACCUGACGCAGCCAUCCGGUUUCCUGGUGUCACCCCAAUACUUCGCUUACCCACUCCAGCAGGAGCCCCCGCUGCCUGGGAAGAGUUGUCCGGACUUCAGUUCCAGUUGACAAGCCACAGCGAUAGUACACCUGGAAGACAGGUGGAGGGCUGUCGCCAUUGCCCCAAGGACUUCCGGGGGAAUUUGCCUUGAACCCCGCAAUGUCCUGGAGGAAUGUGCUAGGAAAACACAGCGCCUUCUUAGUCCUACGCUUCCUGGCUCCAAUCACAGGAUGGGUGUGUUACAGAAUUGCUUUCUGGCUUUGAAAACAUGGUGAUUAUUACAUUUCAGUUUAUGCUACUUUUAUUCCAAAUACGCAGCAGUUCGACUUUUAAAGUUGCAAAUUGGCUGAAGAUGUGUAAUUGGACAGCUCAGCUAUACUGUUGAGAAAAGGCCCACGUGUUCUUUUUUCAUUCUAAGUUGUUCAGUGAGUCAUAAUACAAAUCUGUACCUCAACAAGCAAAGGAAAACACCUGGAUGGUAAUUAUUGAAGGUUCUUUUUAAAAAAAUUAACAACUCAGCAACCUGAGGGGACAGUUGAACAACCUAUUUAUGAUUUGGGGAGGAACCUAACAAUGAAUAACAUCAGCAUUGUGAGAACAGUUACUUUUUAAAUUAAUAACUAAAUUUUGUUUAAAAUAUAAGCUUUUUCAGAAUACAAGAUUUCAAUAACCACAUGAGGAGUUUAAGGUUUUAAAUAUUUACACAGAUAUUCAUUGUAACACAGAUCUUACGUAAAAGCAUUUCCCCCACCCGAGGGAAUAUUUAUUGCAGACUUUUUGUUCAGCAACAUUUAGUGUUUAAAGAAAGUUGGACAGUUGAGUCUUAAAACCUUUAUUUGUAAAAUGAGUUAUGUACAAAUGUAAAGAUUUGUAACUUAAUGUAUUUACCACAUUGACGGUACUAAUUAUUUAGUAGUCACACUGAAAUUUUUUAUGUAAUAACUAUGGAGUUCAGAGUCCAGCUCUUGGUUACAAUCACCCAAUAUUACAUAUAUUAAGUGCCACUGAAUUCCACGUCUGAGGAUUACACAUUUGGGCAUAUAUCCUGCUGGGUUAGAAUAAAUAAAAUGUUUUUGUGAUGCCCAUUUGAAAUUUUAGAUCAACGUGCUUCAUUUUAUCUUCUUAAUGAUACUCUGCUAUUCAAUAAAAGGAAAUGUCUUUACUUAU